UACUUUUCAGUGCGAGCUAGUCCAGUUCCUCUUCCCCUCCGUGAGGCCCUCAUUCUCCUCAGAGAUCCCGCUCGUCCGCCUGGCGACCGUCGCCGCAGCGCUCGCGCCCUGCGCGAGCAGGGCGCGUGCGCGCGGCCCACGGGCGCGCGGCCGUCGGGCCCCUGUCUCCCUCCCCCUCCCGCUCCUCUAUAACUUGGCUGGCUCGGAGGAGGCGCCGCCGGAGUCGGAGGGCGGGGAGCUCAGAGGAGGGAGCUCCAGAGUUGUGGAGACUAGUGACUAGGAGAAGUCGCAGCCUGCUCUGGUCUGCACCUUCCCGCUCCCUAUCUCCCUCGCUCUCACACCCACUCCGCCUCCCGCCCCAGCCCGCGUCCUCGCUCCUUCUCUUGCAAGAGGAUCCCUGCACAUCGCUCUCCGGUUCUCGGCGCGGCGGGGGCGCCCCGGGGGUGCCCUCGCCCUCUUCGUGCGGGCGAACGGGCGGGCGGGAUGUGGCGCUUGGUACCCCCGAAGCUGGGCCGCCUUUCCCGCUCGCUGAAGCUGGCGGCGCUGGGCAGCCUGUUGGUGCUGAUGGUGCUGCACUCGCCGUCGCUGCUCGCCUCUUGGCAGCGCAACGAGCUGGCCGACCGGCGCUUUCUGCAGCUCAAUAAGUGCCCGGCGUGUUUCGGCACGAGCUGGUGCCGCCGCUUCCUUAACGGGCAGGUGGUGUUCGAGGCGUGGGGCCGUCUGCGCCUGCUGGACUUCCUCAACGUGAAGAACGUCUACUUCGCGCAGUACGGCGAGCCCCGCGAGGGCGGCCGCCGCCGUGUGGUGCUCAAGCGCCUCGGCUCGCAGCGCGAGCUGGCGCAGCUCGACCAGAGCAUCUGCAAGCGGGCCACCGGCCGGCCCCGCUGCGACCUGCUUCAGGCCAUGCCCCGGACCGAGUUCGCGCGUCUCAACGGCGACGUGCGGCUGCUCACGCCCGAGGCGGUGGAGGGCUGGUCCGAUCUGGUGCACUGCCCCUCGCAGCGCCUGCUCGACCGCCUGGUGCGCCGCUACGCCGAGACCAAGGACUCGGGCAGCUUCUUGCUCCGCAACCUCAAGGACUCGGAGCGCAUGCAGCUGCUGCUGACUCUGGCCUUCAACCCCGAGCCGCUGGUGCUACAGAGUUUUCCGUCUGAUGAAGGUUGGCCAUUUGCAAAAUAUCUUGGAGCUUGUGGAAGAAUGGUGGCUGUAAAUUAUGUUGGAGAAGAACUGUGGAGUUAUUUUAAUGCACCAUGGGAAAAACGAGUUGACCUUGCUUGGCAACUAAUGGAAAUAGCAGAGCAGCUUACAAACAAUGACUUUGAAUUUGCACUCUACCUCCUGGAUGUCAGCUUUGACAAUUUUGCAGUUGGUCCUAGAGAUGGGAAAGUAAUCAUUGUGGAUGCUGAAAAUGUUUUGGUUGCUGACAAACGAUUAAUUAGACAAAAUAAACCUGAAAACUGGGAUGUAUGGUAUGAAAGCAAAUUUGAUGACUGUGAUAAGGAGGCUUGCUUAUCAUUUUCAAAAGAAGUUCUUUGUGCUCGUGCCACUGUGGACCACAAUUAUUAUGCUGUCUGUCAGAACCUCUUAUCCAGACACGCCACCUGGCGUGGCACUUCUGGAGGACUGCUUCAUGAUCCUCCAGGUGAAAUUGCCAAAGACGGCCGCCUAGAGGCCUUGCUGGAUGAGUGUGCCAACCCAAAGAAGCGCUACGGCAGAUUCCAGGCUGCAAAAGAACUGCGAGAAUAUCUAGCACAAUUAAGUAACAACGUGAGGUAGUCUAUGGUGAACUUUCUCCUUUUUCUUUCUCCAUUUUAAUGGCACUGGCUAAAACUAAUCCACCAAAAACUCUCUGGAAAACAAAAUUUGGAGGUAUUAACGUUCAGAGGAUGAUAAACUUGCACCGAUAGCACUCAUGUUAACAUCCAUCAAAGUAAGACAUGACUUCAGAAAUUACGUGAUGCUUCUGCAAAUAAAUAUGUUCUUACACUUUGGAGACUUGAGCCGUCAUUGACUGCUUCGCCCCCCUGAAUGCCUGAGUGGAUUAAUGAAUAUUGUUAAGCUAUUGGAAAUGAGUCUGAUAGUUACAUUGGCUUGUGUAUCAAAGGGUACAUGGUACUUGACAUAGCUUGCAUUAGUCUCAUGAUUUUGUGAAUCUCUUAAACAUUUACGUUGAAUGUCAAGUUAGAUCGGCCUGUUUUAUAGGCUACUUUUUCCUUCUGAUGUAAAGGGUUUUUUUCCAUUUUUAUGUUUUUUAUUAAAAUUUUACACAUUCAGGUUAUUGUUGGUGUUCAUUUAAGUUUUGACUAGUUUUUCUUCAGUACUAUGUGGUAUAUAUUUACCGUUAGGGCAGGAUUCCCAGGUUUACUGUCUCUUUUUCUGAAAGCUGAAUAUUUUAUUAUGUAAAUACUUCCUUCCUCCCUCACCCCCCAGCCUCUCUAGUUUCACCAUUGCAUGAGAUUAUUUCAGGAUAUUUAACAGUUACAUCCUUCUAUGCCAGUGAUUAUAAUUGUACAGUAAACAUGAAGUUCGGCAUAUGUUGCAGAAUUGUUGUUUUGUCCUUCACCUAAAACUUUUAAGAAGAGCAUACUAGCAAUCUACACCUUGAUGUUAAUUUUGGUUCAGAAAAAAAUACAACCCAGUAUUUUUAAAAUGCUAACUAGUGCAAGAUAGUAAUACAUAUGCCAAAGAAAUGUUAAACCUAGUCCCACAGCUAGAUUUCAAAAUAGAAUUGGUCACCUGCUUAAUCUUACCAUUCCAUUUCCAGUCCUUUUAUUUUAAUGCUUUCAUUAUUAAAGUCAGAUCUCCCCAGUUACUCUUUAAUGUUGAAAAGUUAAGCUACUGUUUUCAAGAAUAUGUAACUGAAGAAUAGCCUUCCUUUUAUUCAUUAGCAGUUUUGCCAGAUUAGCAUGGUAACCACCAUUUGAGUUUAAUCAGGCAUCGUAACCUUUUCAUUAUUGAUGAAUUAAUAAUUUUUCUUAUAAAGUAGACAUUGUAGCCAGUCUGCCCACCUUGGUCUUCAUUCAGUUGUCAAUCUAAACAUCAAAACAUCAAAUUUAAAUGUGUGGAUAAAAAUUACCAUGGAUGUGAAAUCUGUGGGCUAUUUCAGAAAUGUUACAGUACAAGCUGCCUAUUAUUAAUGUAGGUAAGGUUUCUCUGUUUCAACUACUUUUGUUUACAGCAGAUUUGGGUGCAGUGUGCAGUGUUUAGUUCUAGACUGACUUUAUUCUAAAUCAGAAAGUGAUUAAAAUAUGUACAACCAAAGCCAAGUUUUUCUUUUCUUUUUCAUUCAUUCAGCAACUAUUUAUUGAGCAUCAGCUGUGUGCCAGGUACAUUACUAGCUGCUACACACUGUCUGAACAUGACAUACAGUUAAGUGACUACAAUAAUUAUCAAAUACUUUACGUAUUUCUUAAGUUGAAGUAGCAUUGUUUCAAUUAGGAUGAUGCAUUCACAUUAUUGUACUAUUGUGAUGGAAAUUCUACUUGUACCAUCUAGGAGGUUGCUCCACAGAAGAGCAGGCUGAAAUCAAUAAAGUUAAUCCCAGUUUGAAAACGGGAGGGAAAAGGGUAAGAGCUCUCCGUUAUAAAAUGGACUGCAUUAUGUUGACUUUUAUAUAUCAGUAUAUUGCAUAUACCGUCUUCCCAUCAAUGAAUGUGUAAGUGCUGGAAAUUUUAUUAAGCUGACUUUUUACAACUUUGGAAAACUUUUGAGGGGAGUCGGUUAAAGUACUUGUCAACAUACGCCUCUUACUCAAAACUUCAAAUAAUACAUUCUCCAAACAGAGCACCUUUUAUAUUUUGAUAAAUAUUCAUUACACACUUUAGAAUGCUAUUCACAGAGGGGUUGUCGGUCUGUGGUUUAGCAAACAUUUAUCUUAUUUUUUGCAAGUGUGAUUUUGAUUGCAAAACAGGAAGUGAGAAAACACUGCCCGCAGUGAUUGCUGCUUGAGGUGGUUUUUAUAACUACCGUUUCCCCCCAUGAGACUGAUGUGUGGGAUUUACUUUUGGAAAAGGUUGAGGAGAAGAUAGUAAAAGAAUUAGGAGUUAAAAAUUACAGGGAAUAAUAUGUAUGUGAAAAGCAAUAAAUAUUUUGUUCACUUUGCUAUCAAGAUGUUCACUUUCAGAUAUUUAUUAUACAGCAGCAAUUUAUAUUUUUAAUCAUUGCCCAUUAAUAGACACAGUAAAAUAUUUUUGAAUCAGACAUUUGGGGUUUGUAUGUGCAUUAAAAUUGUCUUUUGUACUGUAAGUUACUGUUUAAUUUGAAUACUUUAUCAAAACUGUCUCCCUGUGCCUUUAUAAUACAAAGUUGUUUCUACAACUUUUAAUGAUUAAUAAAGAAUACUUUAAGAACCACA
This is a messenger RNA of Trichechus manatus latirostris (Florida manatee), 4354 nucleotides long. RefSeq names its product divergent protein kinase domain 2A (gene DIPK2A). The record is from RefSeq and is a predicted model, not a curated record. Bases 484 to 1776 code for a protein of 430 amino acids. Lineage: Eukaryota; Metazoa; Chordata; Mammalia; Sirenia; Trichechidae. Gene Ontology annotation, cellular component: COPI vesicle coat. The transcript is spliced from 3 exons. Gene Ontology annotation, biological process: regulation of phosphatidylinositol 3-kinase/protein kinase B signal transduction; cardiac muscle cell proliferation.